AUGACUAAAGCGGUGAUUAGAAGCAAAUUAGAUGACGACACGCUAUCUCGUACCCUUGAGAAAGGAGAGUUUGAGGCAUAUCCCGAGCGAGAUUUUGAGGAUGGAAUUCAUGAUUACAUCUCUGAAGUUGAAAAUGUUGAUUUAGACAUUGAUAUAGAAACCACAAUCCGAACAUCUCAAGAUGACAAAAUGAACGAGAUUGAGAAUGAAGUGAUUCGUGAGAGUUGUGAUGAUAUAGUAUAUAAAGGAAAUCUCCCAAACAAAGUGAGAAAGAGAGAGGAUGACCAGAACGACGACCAUUCAAAUGGGCACUCGGCCGAAGACAAGGAUACCAAAGAGUCCACUAUUACUCCAAUUGUACACGACAAAACCCAUCCCGACACCAUCAAACGAGCCAAGAAAUUGAAAAAGGCGAAGAAAGGGUUUACCGUAGAGGAUGUUAUAGCGCGCAAUUUCCAAGAGUUAUUGCUUCAAGACACGGAGUAUAAAGUGAGUGAUGUUGGUCGUGUUCAACGGACGCCGAAAACGUGGUCGAAGAUCUUGUGGAAUGCCCUGUUACUUGGCUUUUCAUUAACAAAUUCAUUGAUUGGAGCUGGUAUCUUAUCUCUUUCUCAGACGUGUUAUAAGAUGGGGAUAGUUGGGUUCUUUCUGUGGAAUAUUGCGACGAUCUUUUACUUUAUAAUUACGUGGUAUUUCUAUAAUAAAGCUAUUUAUAUAACUGGAGCGGCUACAAUGGGGGAAUUACUGAGUAUUUUCUUUGGGAACGUUAUAGCUAUAGUCGUUGAUCUUUGUAACACUUUAUUUUAUUUUUGUGUGUUAAUGAUAUACCAAGUGAUCAUCACACAAUAUUUAUUUGGGAUAGUGACCGAUUUGACCUCCAGAGAAAAUUUUGAAUAUACGCUAGAUACCUGUUACGAAGGGAAAACAGCGGGGGUCUAUUGCAAGUGGCAUUACAUCAUCUUAUAUUUAGUCGCUUUGCUUCUCAACCUCCCCUUAAUCAUCCCAAAAUCCGUCAAAUUUUUAAAUCGAAUUUCUAUGUUAAGUAUAGUCGGCGCAGUCACCGUGUCUUUUGUUAUCUUUGCAAAAGCAAUUUAUUACGGUUCAAACAAUAAAAGUUCCAAUGGCGAUGGGACUAAUAAUGUGCCCACUUUCAAUGGAAAGUGGUGGCCUUCGGGCGUAUUAGACUUUUUUACUAUGGCCCCUUUUAUUACAGCGAAUUACCAAAUCCAUUCAUGUCUCCCACCACUGUAUUCUGGUACAAAAGGGAUGUCUAAGAAGACCAAAUUGUUAUCAUUGCAAGGGGCGUCUUUAGUGUCAGUAGUUACAUGUGCAUCGUUAUACAUCUUAAUGGCUAUAAGUGGGAAUGUAUCCUUUGACAAAGUGUCUUCUAACGUCUUAAAUGACUUUUCCAAUCCGAAUAGUACUAGUGUGGAUUGGCUUAUCAUUCUCUCUCGAAUCUUUAUGAUUAUAGUAGUUACCAUGUCCUUUCCCGCUUUGAUGUUUCCGACGUGUGCUGGGAUCUAUAGAUACCUUCCAAAGACGUGGAAAUUCACGACUUUGUGGAAUGGCCGUCUUGCGAUCUUAACGAUCCGGAUCAUCAUAUUACUAUUAACAACACUGUUUGCGUCAUUCUUGGCAGACAUUGGUGUAGUCUUCUCUGUCGCUUCUGCACUCUUUUCGAUCUUUGUUGUUUACAUCUGCCCGAUGAGUAUCAUGAUGUUGUGGCCGCGCGUGGAGAAGUUUGGGUCUCCUGAGUUCCGGAAGUUGUCAGUGAUUGAUAAUAUCAUCUAUAAUAAAGUCGUGGAGGGAAGCCAGAAGUUCUCAAGUAAAGACAUCGAAACCGCUUUAAAUAGAAAUGAAGAGAAAGGCGAUAUCUCAGAUGUCGUUUUGACAAUCAACACUAACACAAGUGGACAACAAGAAAUAGAAUUGGACAGUCUGGGGGCUUUAAAGAACUUGGUCAAAAAUGAAAACACGGAGAAUAAAAACGCAUCGAAAAGUUCGGAGAACAAAAUUAAUAUCGCGUUCGAUAAGGAAAAUACCGUCGACGUUGAUAUCUUGAAAAAUAGAAACAAAACUAUUAAAUUGCCCGAUGGAAAGAUCCCACUGUGGAGAUAUUUGGUUUUCAUACCGGCUAUGCUCAUUUGCGUUUGUCUUUGCAUUUUAUCUGUCGUGGGGACUAUUCUUAAUGAAGUGAAAAAAUGA
Messenger RNA from Entamoeba invadens IP1, 2205 nucleotides. Its product is annotated as amino acid transporter, putative. Gene Ontology annotation, biological process: amino acid transmembrane transport. The transcript has 2 exons. Bases 1 to 2205 code for a protein of 734 amino acids. The record is from RefSeq and is a predicted model, not a curated record. Gene Ontology annotation, molecular function: amino acid transmembrane transporter activity. NCBI's taxonomy places the organism in Eukaryota, Evosea, Mastigamoebida, Endamoebidae.